Molecule: messenger RNA, 2153 nt
Organism: Osmia bicornis bicornis
Lineage: Eukaryota; Metazoa; Arthropoda; Insecta; Hymenoptera; Megachilidae
Product: kinesin-like protein KIF9
Exons: 9
Coding region: 466-1923 (485 amino acids)
Biological process (GO): microtubule-based movement
Cellular component (GO): microtubule; kinesin complex
Molecular function (GO): ATP binding; microtubule binding; ATP hydrolysis activity
Source: RefSeq, a predicted model, not a curated record
CUGCAAAAAACUUAGCAAUAAUAAUAAUAAAAACAGUAAUAUCACCAAGUAAAUGCUUGUGGUAUCAUACCCGGUGGGCCCCCUGUGGCUCGUGGGGAAUAGAAUACGGCCACGGUAACUCCUGCCUGUCGUAAGAGGCGACUAAAAGGGGAAUGUAAAGGAGCGAGCGAGAAUUAAAAGUAAUGCAAAAGCAUAAGAGAGUAAAUGUAACGGGCAAAGCGAAAGAAAGAAUAAAAGAGCGAUUAGCGUAAGCAUAAAGAAGUUUCAAAAUUGCGCGGGAGAGUGUUGGCCGUAGUCCCAACCCCCUAGGCGCGUGGCCGACAGAGUUCGUUGGAGAAAAAGGGAGGGUAAAGUCCCUAAAGAACGCCACCCGGAUGCAAAAAUGCAUCCCAUUUUUCCGAACCGGGAAAGGUAAUGGGGACACAUUCAUCUUCGCCGGUUUAGACCGCCAUUUUCCCUAGAAGGAUGUCGAGCGUGCUUGAGGGUGGCUACCACUAUAUAUAUAAAUAUGUACAUACAUUCUGUUUACCAAAAAUUACAUUAACAAAUCCUGCAAAAUACACGCGUUGCGGAAUAGAUUUGAUGAAUUUUUUGAACAUGACGAAUAACGAUGAUGCGGAUAUCAAUCAGAAGAACAUAAAAAUCUUCGUCAGGGUUUUCCCAUUCGAGAAGUUGUGUGAAUCUUGUGCAAAGAUUGACACGGAACGGAAGAAAAUAUACAUAAGAUGUUUGCAAGAAAUGCAAUCGAACCGAAUCGCCACAUCGAAAGAACCAUCUUACUGGUGUUUUCAAGUUGAUGACAUAUUUCACGAUUCCUCCCAAGAAGAGGUCUAUCGUGUUUCAACGGAAGAUCUUGUGCCAAAAAUGUUAGAUGGAGUAAAUUGCAUUUUAAUGGGCUACGGACAAACAGGCUCCGGGAAGAGCUUCACUAUUAGCGGUCUGAGAAACAAUUGGGAACACAGAGGGCUGAUAGCACGACUAAUAUCUCAGAUGUUUGCUGAGAAACGACGUAAGAAGAAAAGUAACAAGAUACAGUAUUGCGUGAGUUACGUCGAGUUGCAUGGAAGAGAAGCGAAAGACCUGUUAACUUACGAAGAAAAUAGAGUUAGGAUAAAUGAUAGAGAUCCUUUCAAGGAUAUAUCUGUGGUAAUGGUGGAGAACGCAGAGGAGGCUCUUCGAAAGGUUUUCGAAGGAGAAGUUCGAAGAUCGAGCGUAAAAGGUUCGACGUAUCCUGUGUCCCAUUUGGCCACUGCUCUGAUUACUUUCCAUGUGUCUAACAUCAGCUUAAUUACAUCUUGGGGUACUGUAACCACGGCCAAAAUGCAUAUCGUUGAAAUGGCUGGUACAGGAACAGUAGGAAAAAGUAGUAAUUGUUGGAAAGCCGCUACAGACGUUGGUAUAGCUAAUUUAACGAAAACUCAGCUAGAGCAAUUUUUCUCGUAUCUAUCAGCAGGAAGAAUAUCUGCUAGUACUCUGAUACGUUCCAGUAAUUUGUUAAAGAUCCUGGGCAAUGCUUUUUCAGUUUCAUCUAUAAUUCGAUUCAUAUCUCACGUUCGAAUCAAGGAAGAGGAUUUGAAUAUCACAUUGUCCACUUUAAAAUUGACAGCAAAAAUCGCGAAAUUCAAAUCGGUCAGAGUACGAGAAAACGUGAAACACCAGCCAGAUUUAUUGUUACACAGACUUCAGGAUCAAGUUAACGCUUUGAAGAAGGAAUUGAUGAUAAACGACUUGUUCCUUCAGCAAGAACAUCUGAUGAAUAUCUCUGAAUCACGAAUGGAACAAAUCAAUCGAAGUGUCGUUAAUUUUUUGAACGGCAACAUUUCGGAUUUCACAUUGUUCAGCGUGUCUCAGGCUGAAAUAUUGUUGAAGAGUAUCAAGGAUUUAUACAACAGGUGUUCAUAUUCUUCGCUAUAUGUAGUAUAAAUUAAGAUUCAAGUUUCAAAUGAUUGAAUCGAUAGAUUAAUUGCAAAGGAGCUCGAAGUUGAAAAGUUGAAAGAGACAUACGAGAAUCUUACGAGAAGUAUCACGCAGAUUAGUGCGUUAUCAACAUUACCUAAGGAAAGCAUUUUACUUGCCGAUGACCAGAAGAGUAUACAAGAAAUCGAACAGUCUUCAAAAGAAACAUACAAAAAAGUUGGAAGCUUAAAUGACUC